Diaporthe batatas is the source of this 498-nucleotide messenger RNA. RefSeq lists its product as uncharacterized. NCBI's taxonomy places the organism in Eukaryota, Fungi, Ascomycota, Sordariomycetes, Diaporthales, Diaporthaceae. The coding region runs from base 1 to 498 and encodes 165 amino acids. The transcript has a single exon. The record is from RefSeq and is a predicted model, not a curated record.
AUGCCUUCUACACCUUCCAACUCCCGUCCUUCCUCCAGCAGUGGAAACAAGGGCAAACAAGCCGCCUCACCCGCAUCCAGCGUCGAGAGCUUCGAGUUCUCGGGCUCCACCACGGUGGACAAGCUUGACCCGCACUUCGGCACCAUGAUGAAGUCCAAGACCACCUUGCGGAAGCUCAAGACCGCCGGAGGCUUGGGAGAGAAGGCCAAGAAACUUGCAAACAAGACUGGUAAGCCUGUCAAGGUCAAGGGCGGUCUCAUCAAGGGCAAGGCGCAUCCGUCCUCGUCGACCGCCGACGGCAUGGUUAUCUCAGUCAGGAUGCAAGACCAGAGCGGCGAGUACCUAGAUACCGGUAAGAUGCACUUUGAAACAGAUUUGUACUGCGAAUUUGAGGCUAACCCUUGUAAUGAAGUCCAUCUUAAGCAAGAUGGGCAGGUUACUUACCAGCAAACCAAGGCUGAUCAGAAGAGCACCGGAAAGAGGGAUGGUGUGCUGUAG